This is a messenger RNA of Fusarium fujikuroi IMI 58289, 909 nucleotides long. RefSeq lists its product as uncharacterized. The coding region runs from base 1 to 909 and encodes 302 amino acids. The record is from RefSeq and is a predicted model, not a curated record. The transcript is spliced from 2 exons. NCBI's taxonomy places the organism in Eukaryota, Fungi, Ascomycota, Sordariomycetes, Hypocreales, Nectriaceae.
AUGGCCCCCUCAGACAAUAAUGAUACGGCCAUUGAGUCCAUUGAGGGUGAUGAAGCCUCCGAGGUGGCCCAGUCACAUCGAACUGGGGGACGACCUCCAGCUCCAGCUCAGGUUCAACAUGCUCAGAUGGUUCAGCAUCAGUCUCCGUAUCCUCAGAUGCCGCAAUCUUCGCACAUGGCUCAACAUCAUUAUAUGGGAUAUCCUCAUCCUCAUCAGGUUACGCAUUCAUCUUAUAUGUAUCACUCGUCGCACCAGACACCUCAGUCUCCGAAUCAAAUACCACAGGGUCCUCACAGUCAGAUGGCACAGUCUCCGAAUCAGAUAACACAGAGUCCUCAUCCUCAAAUGCCGCUUAUCCCAUACAUGGCAUACCCUCACUGUGCUCUUCAACCGGGGUAUGCUCCUACCCAAAGCCCCCUUUUCACACCCCAGGGAACUCCUAUCAUGGCACCCCAGCAAUCUCCUCUCUUUACACCACUAGCCACACCAACUCCAACCCUUGGACCUCAAUCCGCCGCUACCACCCCAGCUCCCUCGUCAGUUGCUUUUGCUUGGAACCCGUCACCUCAAUACGUCUCCUCAACUCCCGUACCGUACCCCGCAGCAUCUACCCCAGCACCCGAAUAUUCCUCCAGAGGCCAAGUAACAGAUGACAUGGGACCUCCGCCCAAGAAGAAGAGAACACCGAAGCCAAAGCCGUUGUCAGAACGUGAAAUGCUACGAGCUACACCGAUUGUACUACGAAAGCAGGCUAGUCAUUCGAAGAGAAAGAAGGACGAAGUUGUCACGUGGAUGCGUAAUACUUUAGUUAAGCGGAGGGGAAAAAAGGUGCGGCCUACUGCGGUGGAUGCGGAGAAAAAGUUUCAGAUUCCGAGGAGGACUAUCUCUAGGUGGAAGAAAGCCGAGUAA